Molecule: messenger RNA, 1305 nt
Organism: Trichoderma citrinoviride
Lineage: Eukaryota; Fungi; Ascomycota; Sordariomycetes; Hypocreales; Hypocreaceae
Exons: 3
Coding region: 1-1305 (434 amino acids)
Source: RefSeq, a predicted model, not a curated record
AUGCAACUGACUGAGCUUCCACCAAAAUCAAGCAGGAUGGCUCAAGUUCCUCAUCAGGGCGGCUUGCACUACAUUGAGCUCAUCAAAACAAACCUCCAGUUCAUCCACGGCAAAGACUGCCUCUUCCAAAUCCUCUCCCAAGUCAAGGCCCUCGACGACCACUGGCAAGUCAGCGUCCUCAAGACGGACGAGACCGGCAGCAGCAGCCCCCGGUCCAUCGUCUUAUUCGACGACUCCGGCCCAGGCCUCGUCGCCGCGCUGGCGAAGCUGCACCGGCGGUCGGCGGAGAUGCUGGCCGCGUUCCUCGCGGACAACGCUGGCGAUGCGAGCGCGUACAUGAGGCGCAAGGAGGCCGAGGCGCUGUCGAAGAAGACGACGGACGAGCAGCCGAAGAAGAAGAAAAAGAAGGAAGUGGAGAGGUCCAGGAACGGAGUGGAAAAGCCGCAGAGUGAUGACGAUGACGACGAGGUGAAGACGCCUACUGCUGUCCAGGUUGCUGUCGUCGCCAAGGCGGUUGGUGGCCUUUCGGCGGAUGGGCAGAGGCCGCUGCGCAUGAGCGCGAGGAGCCCUCCGCCGCCUCUGGAGGAGAAGAAGAAGAAGAAGAAGAACGGUUGGGAGCGUGUUGCUGCGCCGUGUCGCUUCAGGGGGUGGAGGUCGCCGAGUCCGCCUCCUUGCGAGGAGGAUUACGAGCCUGUGUCGAGGUACGAGGACAGCAGUCUUCGGCCCAGGGGCAUCAUCUGCCCCAACUACGGGCCGGCGAGCGCCUUUUACCGCGUGCCUGACGUCCGCACCGAGCUUGCGUAUUGGCCGAGUGCCAGGGUGGCCAAGGCCCCGGAGGACAACAAGGUCGAGGUGGGCAAGCCCGCGGCUGGAGACUCGGCUUGUCCCCCGGCUCCGGCUGCUGCUUCUUCUGCUACUGCUGCUGCUCUGACUGCUGAAGCUAUCAAGACUCUGGCGCCUCAGCCUCCGCACAAGACGGAGUCUGACAAGGAGAAUAUGGAGAGUACGUUGCCUGCCGUGUCCACGCAGGCCGAAGAAGACGUGGCCCAGAUCAAGCGCAUCGACAAGAAGAGCGUCCUCCUCUACAUCUCCUGGCCCUCCUACGGCUCGACCAUUGUCGCGGACCAGUGCGAGCUCAGCGUGCGCUCGCUCCAGAGCCGCGUGCGCCACAUGCUGCGCUCCAACGGCCCGGCGCUCUUUGGCGAUGCCCUCCUCGGCGCGGAGCCGCCGGUCGUGUUUGGGCCGGACGAGGUGCCUUCGUUUGUGGUGCAGAUCAAGGGGCUGAGGGAUGACGAAGUGUUGUGA